Electrophorus electricus (electric eel) is the source of this 2480-nucleotide messenger RNA. RefSeq names its product src kinase associated phosphoprotein 1 (gene skap1). Gene Ontology annotation, cellular component: cytoplasm; plasma membrane. The record is from RefSeq and is a predicted model, not a curated record. Lineage: Eukaryota; Metazoa; Chordata; Actinopteri; Gymnotiformes; Gymnotidae. Gene Ontology annotation, molecular function: protein binding.
UCUUCCUCACAUGCUCUGUCUGUGAGGUUCGCACCUGCCUCGCUACUAGUAUCAGCAAGGUGGUACAUUUUGUAGAAAACAUUUUCAUUCUUGGAGCUCUACAACCAGAACAGUUAAAACAGGACCAGACAUUUUCAGUGGAAUCUUCCAUUCAGUAAUGGGCACGAUUUCUGAAGACAUCAGAAGACUUCUAGAAGAUUGUGAACUGUUUGUCUCAAGCAUUCUACAGGAUGAGAACCUGAGUAGGCAUGCUCGUGAAACAAGGGACAUACUUCUGAACAACUUUCGAGUUGUUCACAAUAAAAAUCCACAGGAAUUUCCCUACAGAUCUGAGUUUAGGAACGAGGACAGUUCAGACGACAACCGCAGCUCUAGCCUGGGGCGGUCUGCACAUUCUGAUGACCUGUCUGUUGCUUCGGACUACCAAGAGGAUGCUGCGCCUGAAUAUUUUGGAGAGAUUCCCACCGUUGCAGUACAAGACCUGAGUAACAUCCUUAAGCAAGGCUAUCUGGAAAAGAAAAGGCGUGAUCAUAGUUUUUUUAGUAUGGAGUGGCAAAAGAGAUGGUGUGUCCUGAACAAUACUAUAUUCUACUACUUCGGGAGUGAAAAAGACAAGCAGCAGAAAGACUCUUUUUAUAUCAAUGGCUACAGUGCAGAGCUGGUGCCCAACUUGCGCAAAGACUCCAAGAAAAACUGCUGUUUCGAGAUAACUGCUCCUAGAAGACGUUCUUUCCAGUUCACUGCCAGCAGCCCUCAUGAGGCCAGGGAAUGGGUGGACCAGAUCAAUUUUGUCUUAAAGGACCUCAGCUCCAACUUCAUUCCCUUUGAGGAUGAGGAGGAAGUGGAGGGGGAGGAAGAAGAGACAUACGAUGAUAUCGAGAGAGCCACCACUCCACCCCUGCGCCCUGGCCCAGCCUCUGCAGAUGCCCCGACACCUGCCCUUAGUGGUCAAGAGAAGAGGAAAACCAGAAUAGUAGCUGCUGCAGAGGAAGAGGUGGAGGAGGAAGAGGACAUUUAUGAAGUACUGCCAGAGGAUGACUUCUCGGACCACUCUGAGGAGGGCAGUGAGAGGAGCCAAAAACCAGAAUCAUCGUCCCACUAUGCCAAUUACUACCAAGGUCUGUGGGACUGUGAAGCAGAGGGGCCUGAUGAACUCAGCUUUCGUAGAGGAGACCUCAUCUACAUUCUAAGCAAGGAGUAUAACAUCUAUGGCUGGUGGGUCGGAGAGCUGGAGGGCACAGUUGGCAUCGUUCCCAAAGAGUUCUUACACCCUGCAUACAUUAUUUGAGCCAUUAAAAAUAUAUAACGCAGAUUUUACAGUAAUUUAUCCUACCAAAGCCAGAGACCGACACUGGUCAAUCUUUAGGCAUCUUAACACCAAAUUCAGGACAAAGAUUUAUGACUGUUGUUUCUUGUCAUAUUACAUCACAACAAUUUCAAUACAUUUGCAGGCUAUUUAACAUAUGUUAUGCUACAUAUACAGCUAGCAAUAAAUUGAAGAUGUAUUAUAUUUUUCUGUGCUGGUUUGUAAUGAAAACCUCUAAGUUACUACACAGUAGCAAAUGCGGUAGUCAAAGUUCUCCCAGUAAUGACAUCUGAUUACUAAAUUACAAGUACAAUGACUAAUGCAUUGUAUUUAUCCCACUAUUUCAAGUUUUCUAAUAGGUUUUAUUUUAAGGUUUGUUUAUGGUGGGUAGUAUGAAAUUGCCGCCUGGUCCCGCUAAUUUGAGACAAUUUGCAAAUGUCUUUGAGUCAUUUUGUAAAAAUCAGUUUUAAAAUUUUCUUCACCAAUUAUAGAAAACCUUUUUUAUACUGGCUUAUAUGUGUAUUUACUUAACUAUAGCUUACCUGUACUUACGACUUAAAAAAAAAGGGAUAGUACUAGAUUAUAGAAUUAUUUCUAAAAUAAUUAAUAAUGAAUUUCAGGAAGGAAGAAAGUGCUCGUUACCCGAAGCCAAAUAGGUUUUUGGGAAAUAGCUUGUAGUGGUGGCAACCUGCUGAGAUGUGGGCCAUCUGCUGGUGAGCAGUGGAAGUGCCCCAUCCUUUGCUCCGUAAGAGGGAAUGGUUCAGUAAAAAGAAAGGCAUUAGUCCAAGCUUGUAUCAAUGCCUGCGUGUAGAAUAUUAAUACAUCUUAAUUGUUUCUAAGAGUGUAAUAGUGUAUCUGAAUCUAUUUGCAAUAUUCAUAUUCAAUUACUUAAAUAAAGAAAUGUAAAGGACAAAGCUGAAGUUGCUUUCGCAUUCUAAUGGGUCUCACCAUUACAGAUGUUUAUCUUAAAACACACACAUUUCCAAAAGAAUGAAUUCAAGUCUGAAUAAAAAUGAAUAAAACGGGCUGCAUAACAGAAGCAGAGUGUGAAUUCAUUACAUCACCAUACUGAAAAAAAAAAAAGUUUUAUUCAGCAAAAUUCAUCACCCUUAAAACAAACUGGACAAAAAAAAGCCAUUUGGAGCUUUGGGAAUUUUGGAGGUUUUUCAAUUAA